Messenger RNA from Osmerus eperlanus (European smelt), 1995 nucleotides. RefSeq names its product T-box transcription factor 6 (gene tbx6). Gene Ontology annotation, molecular function: DNA-binding transcription factor activity, RNA polymerase II-specific; RNA polymerase II cis-regulatory region sequence-specific DNA binding. The record is from RefSeq and is a predicted model, not a curated record. Lineage: Eukaryota; Metazoa; Chordata; Actinopteri; Osmeriformes; Osmeridae. Gene Ontology annotation, cellular component: nucleus. Bases 1 to 1995 code for a protein of 664 amino acids. The transcript is spliced from 10 exons. Gene Ontology annotation, biological process: regulation of transcription by RNA polymerase II; positive regulation of DNA-templated transcription; cell fate specification.
AUGUUGAGUGUGGAGAUGUACCCCAGCUUGGCCCUGGGAACCCAGAGACACAGAGACUGCUACUACAGAGAACGUGAGGCUCCGCCCCACAUUCCUCUGUGCCCUGCACCCUGUGACAUGGCUGCCAGGGCCCUCGCCCCCAGCUUGCUGACCCCGCCCCCAGUCCCCAGCCAACCAAUCAACAUGCCCCAAGACGACAUCAAGAUGGAGCUGGAAAACGCAUCGCUAUGGAAACAAUUCAGCUCGGUCGGCACAGAGAUGAUCAUCACCAAAAAGGGCAGACGGAUGUUCCCCCAGCUGAGGGUGAAGCUCUCGGGUCUGAACCCCUCCCUGCGCUACAUCCUCCUCCUGGACAUCGUGCCGCUGGACAGCUCGCGCUAUCGUUUCCAGGGCGACAGCUGGCAGGUGGUGGGCGGGGCUGAGGCUCGGCUGCCAGACCGGGUGUUCAUCCACCCGGACUCCCCCGCCUCGGGCGCUCACUGGCAGAGCAGGACGGUGUCCUUCCACAACACCAAACUGACCAACAACACGCUGGACACACACGGACACAUCAUCCUCCACUCCCUGCAUCGCUACCAGCCUCGGGUCCAUGUGGUGGAGGCCAGGGACAUGCAGAGCUGGGCCGGGGGGCAGCGCUCCUUCCUGUUUCCCGAAACACACUUCCUCACCGUCACCGCCUACCAGAACCACAAGAUCACUGAGCUGAAGAUCAACUCCAACCCUUUUGCCAAAGGAUUCAGACAGGAUGGCAUGAACAACAAGAGGCAGAGAGACGCGAGGCAGAAACGCAAGCUGAGUCAGGUCAGCAACAUGCAGGACGGCGAGUCAGCUGCCUCCCUUUCUCCCUCAGUGAGCUGUGGCCCCUGUGACUCUACCCAGACUCUGGCCUCUCACCCCCCAGAGCUCCAGACCCUGACCCUACCCUCCCUCCCCCUCCUCCCAAGCCCAUCCUGUGGGUUCUCCUCCAAUCAGAUCUCCUUCCAGGAGACCCCGCUCCCAGACCCGCCCCUCCAAUUGGGACACGCCUACGUCUCCUCCCAGAUUGCUGACCUCACAGUGGACAUGGUCAAUGGGCAGCAAGAUGCAACAGGAAGUAAUCAUCAGCCAAGUGACAGCAUGAUUGACAGGUCCGGCAGCAUCAGUCUUCCCCCGUACACCCAGACCUACCCAGACACCCAGCAUGGUUCCAUGUCCUUCUCAUCCUCCUCUCUUCCCCAGCCCUCCUCCUCCUAUCCCUCCCUCCCUCCCCCUGAACACUCCGGCCCCUCCCUCCCUCACCCCUCCUCCCAAACCACGCCCUCAUCCACCUCCGAUUAUCCCUCUCUACCCAGCAUUGAUUAUCCCUCCAUCCUCUCCUCCUCUCCCUCCCUCCCUCACACCUCCACCACCUCUCCCUUGCUCCACCAGACCAGCUUCACCUACCCUCCCCUCACUCCUCCCUCCUCCACCUCCUCCUCUCCUCAGCCGCUCCUCUCCUCCUCCUCCUAUCACUCCCUGUCCCAGCAGGAACUGACUCAGCAGGCAGACACAGGACCCCCCCAGAUCGCCUUCUCUUUCCCUGACCUCCCCCCCUCCCAUCCCAACCAAUCCCAACCCCUCCAGAUGUCCGCCCCCCUCCCCUCUCUCCCCUUCUCUCUCUCCGGUGCCACGCACUCCUCCUCCUACCCCCCCGUAGCCCCCACAGAGAUGGGCUCCUUCUCCCAGUUCCCCCCUGGCGCCCACUACCUCCCAGAGAUGGUACUGCAUCACCCAACCCUGCUGGAGACCUCUCUCUCCUCCUACCCCCCCCCAUCAUCCGGCUCCCCCACCCUGUACCCACCCUCCUCCGCCCCCCCUGCCCUAUACCCCUCCUUCUCCUCCUACCCUCUGCGCUUGUACCAGGACCCGUGCCCCUCCUACUCUCUUCCUCUCAGGCAUGUCUACAGGCAGCCGCAGCUUGGCCACACCCACGCCCAGGGGUCCUACCUGGACAUGAGUGGGCGGGCCAUGUUCUGA